AUGUCAUACUCACAGGGCAGUACAGGGUCGAAUGGAAUGGCCUACAACAUGUUGAAUGCUUCGCAAUCCCUCUCUGCCACCCCUCGCGCAACUCCUCCGCCCCCGAAAGGAUCUCAGAUGUCCUCUUUCGGUUACCCCAACGGCCUCGCACGAACUAGCUUUGGUGGAUACGAUGGAGCCAACGACUAUGGGUCGGUAAUGUCAUAUCAGGAGGAGUACAAACCACAGAUUUACCGAGCUGUCUACUCUAAUGUCGCUGUCUAUGAAAUGGAAGUAAAUGGUGUUGCUGUGAUGAAACGUCGAUCCGAUUCUUGGUUGAACGCUACGCAAAUUUUGAAAGUCGCUGGUGUAGUGAAAGCGAGACGAACGAAAACCCUCGAGAAGGAAAUUGCGGCCGGUGAACACGAGAAAGUACAAGGCGGUUACGGAAAAUACCAGGGGACGUGGGUUAACUACCAACGAGGCGUUGACCUCUGCAGAGAAUACCACGUUGAAGAAUCACUCCGGCCACUGCUGGAGUACGAUAUGAACCCUGACGGCUCCGGAGCUCCUGCCCACGAAUCGACGAUAGAUACACCCACCAAAGAACAAGCAAUGGCUGCGCAGCGCAAACGCCUUUACAACGGCGGGGAGAAUCGCAGCGCUUCACAGCCGCAGCAGGGAACUUUCUUCCAAAAUAUCUCGCGAACCGCCGCCACCGCUGUGAAUGCCCUCAGCAAAGCGCGCUUCGACUCACCCAGCUCUAAUAAUCGUCGCCCCAGCAUGGCUCGCAAGCCCUCACAGCAGAUGAGCAGCCAGGAAUCCGGACUCGCGUUCAGCAGCCAGCAGAGCAUGUACAGCAUGUCCGACAGCGGGUUUGGCAGCUUGCAAAAUCGGUACCAGGUUCAAGACGACAACGACGAUCUUGCGGAACCUCCUCGCAAACGCAUGCGCUCUACUUCGCACCAAGGCCCACCUAUCGGUCUUGCUCGAGAACCAUCCAAUCUAUCCAUGCACGAACCUACACCCACAGAACCUAACGACUCCUUUUAUCAAGAUAUGGAUAUUCCUCCCCCUCCUAUUGACGAUGGCUCGAAACGCGGCGUCGAGUCCCUGGCGCCUGCUUCUACUCCCGAGAGAUUCCAGAAGAUGAAGCUCAUUAUGACAUUGUUCCUCGACAAACGAACAAAAGACUUCACGGAUCACCCGGCCUUAUUGCAGUUGACCGGGGAUGAUCUUGAAAUUCCCCUUGAUGAGUAUCGAAACAAUGCCCUGCACUGGGCUGCGAUGCUUGCCCGAAUGUCACUACUCAAUGCGCUAGUAGCCAAGGGUGUCAGUAUAUCACGAGUCAACGGUGCCGGAGAAACGGCCCUGCAGAAGUCCGUGGGCACUCGGAACAACCUUGAUUAUCGAAGCUUCCCACGUUUGCUGCAGGUAUUAGCCCCUACCAUUGACAUGGUCGAUUACAGCGGACGUACAAUCCUGCACCAUAUCGCCAUGAUGGCCGCAACAGGUGGCGGCGGACACGUCUCCGCAAAGCAUUAUCUGGAAGCUCUUCUUGAGUUUAUUGUACGACAUGGCGGUAUCGUCCCAAGUGCGAAUGGAGACCAUGCGCCAAACGGGAACCCCAGCAAUGAAGUCAUCUCUUUGGGACGGUUCAUCUCUGAGAUUGUCAACCUCCGCGAUGAUCAGGGCGAUACCGCCCUUAAUCUGGCAGGGCGUGCGCGCUCAGUCCUUGUCCCGCAACUCCUGGAAGUGGGUGCUGAUCCUCACAUUCCAAAUCAUACUGGCCUCCGGCCUGCAGAUUACGGUGUGGGUGUCGACAUGGUCGACGGAAAUUCUCAGUCUCAACAACCGGUCAAUCGGAAUGACACAUUCAUUGAUCAACUGGCGAAGUCGAAGAAAGAGAUUCUUGAUGCGGCAAUGUCCCAAAUUAGCACAAUGGUUGAAGAAACACUUGGCAGUAUUGACCGAGAGUUGGCUUCGAGUUUGACACAAAAACAAGAAAGUUUCGAUCACUGGCAUACGAAGAUCCGCGAGUCUGCCAAAGCUCGGCAGAUCGAACAGAAGCAAUAUGAUGAGCUUAGACGCAAGGGUGCUGAGCGCGUGGAGCUAGAUCGGCGCAUCAAGAAUCUAGAGCGUUCAUCUGAGGGUCUGUUGGUCACAGUGAAAAACACACCAGGACUGGACGCGACCAAGACGGUUGUUGUGGGUGACGCCGACAGAGAUUCCGGUGUUGAUGUUGCAACAUUUGAUGCUCUCUUCCCUGAGGCUUUCGACCCAGCGUCCGGGUUCUCAGACCACCAAGUUGGCUUCCUGGCUGCACUGCCACCAACGGAUCUGCUUAGGCGCCAGGCACAAUGCUACAAAGAAUUUAACGGAGGGAUAUUAGCUGAAGUCGAUGGCCUGAAAGCAAAGAACGCAGUUCUUGGACAAAACUACCGUCGCAUGGUGAUGGCAUGCACGGGCUGGACAGCAGAGCAAGUGGAUGAAGCCGCGGAGGGGCUCACGCAAUGCGUCAAGGAACUGAAUGACAAUCCCGUUCCCGAGGACGAAGCCAUUGAGAUCCUGAUGCGGGAUCGCGGGCAGGAUUGGAUCAACAAUAUGGCCACCGGCUUCCUACACGUGAAGGGCGACACUAUCGUCGAUGGGAAUGGAGAGGGGGUUGUGAUGCGAGGAGCUGCUCUCGGGGGAUGGAUGAACAUGGAGAAUUUCAUCACAGGCUUCGCAGGCCACGAAGCCCAGCACCGCGCUGCUAUGCGCCGAGUUCUAGGACAAGAGAAAUACGAAUUCUUCUUCGACAAAUGGCUCGAGUACUUCUUCACCGAGGCGGAUGCCAAAUUCUUCGCCGAGCUAGGAUUGAACUGUCUGCGUCUGCCUUUCAACUACCGCCACUUCGAGGACGAUUUGAAUCCCCGCGUGCUGAAAGAAUCAGGGUUCAAACACUUGGACCGAGUCGUCAACCUGUGCGCAGCGCACGGUAUCUAUACCAUUCUGGACAUGCACGCCGUUCCCGGUGGCCAGAACCCAGACUGGCACUCCGACAAUCCGACCGGCUAUGCCGCUUUCUGGGAUUACAAGGACCACCAAGACCGGACUAUUUGGCUCUGGGAGCAGAUCGCCACCAGAUACAGGGAUAAUCCUUGGGUUGCUGGAUACAACCCGCUCAACGAACCUUGCGAUCCUGAGCAUGUGCGACUACCCGCAUUCUAUGCUCGCGUUGAGAAGGCGAUCCGCAAGAUUGACCCGAAUCAUAUCCUGUGGCUGGAUGGGAACACAUUUGCAAUGGAGUGGAAGGGCUUUGACGAGGUGUUGCCAAACAGUGUAUAUGCUAUGCAUGAUUACUCGUCAAUGGGUUUCCCUACCGGCGAUCGCUACAAGGGCACAGCUGAACAGAAAGAACGUCUUGAACGCGGGUACCUACGCAAAGCGCAGUUCAUGAGCGAGAACAAGACCCCUGUCUGGAACGGGGAGUUUGGGCCCGUCUACGCGGACCAGGUAUUUGACGUCGAUGCCCAGACCGUCAACCAGGAGCGAUACAAUCUCCUUGGUGAUCAGCUGCGCAUCUACGAUAAUUAUAACAUCAGCUGGUCGAUUUGGCUCUACAAAGAUAUUGGUCUGCAGGGUAUGAUCUAUACAAACCCCGAGAGCAAGUGGAACAAGACGCUCAAGCCUUUCCUGGACAAGAAGAGGGACUUCUGGCUGGAUAAAUGGGGUCGCCGACCUCAAUCUGAGCCUGAGGCCGCUUUGAAGCCUUUGCUUGAGUGGAUUGACCGUGUUAGUCCCACUGCGAAGGAGACUUAUCCCACGUCGUGGAAUACGGAGUUGCAUGUCAUGCGGAAUGUGUUUUACACUUUCUUGGCGGCUUCAUUUGUGGAUGAGUUUGCUGAAUUGUUUCGAGGAAGUAGUGAGAAGGAUCUGGAAGAGUUGGCCAGGAGUUUCCACUUUGAGGGUUGUGUGCAGCGAGAGGAAAAAUCGAAAAAGAUCGCGGGGCACAUUCUCGACUCCAAGAUCAUUAAAAGGUUACUGGAGGGAUUUGACAUGGCUGAAUCUCCUGCGUAUCCGUCCAAUCUGGACAGCAUCUUUGAUGCCGCAUCUCCUCUCAAAGACCGCAUCGAUCCAAUCCGAUUGACGUCAGACAACAUCGUCCCGAUCCUCAACCUGCCCCUCACUCACAAGGUGCUGGGUCACGAUGCCUCAAACGAGUCUCUUGCGCAGGUUGCAAGCGGCGAGAUCUCAUACACUACCUUCGUCGCCAACCAGGCCCGCGCCGCCCUCGAGUCUAGCGAUGACCUAACCACGGAACAAAAGCAAUCGCAACUCCUUCAUCUUGGACUCGCAGCCUUGUUCAGCUUCCUGCAGUCCAACGUCACCGGUCCUCCCCUCGAAUUCAGCUCGGCUGAAGCUGUGUUGCCCUCUAGCCUGCGAACCGAACCCACAACCCUCAAAGCCGUGCGGGCAAAGAUCAUCCGUGACCUAACUUUGGAUGGAGAAGCUGCCUACAAGCUCACACCCAACCCGGAAUUGUUUGCUGUUGCCAAGGCUCUAUUAGCUGAUGCGAGCAGCGAUGGACCGCUUGUGGCAAAGACCGCGCGUAUGCGCACCAACUUCCUUCACCAAAAGAUGCUCUCGGAGGUCACAAGUACUCUCCAGGAUGUGAUCUACAAGGAUGUUGAGAUCCUGGACAAGGCUGAGUUGAACUCGGACGAGAGGAGUCGGUUCCUGCUGGAAAGGGCCACUAUCCACACACACCACGGAUUCGAUGCCAAGGCACGCGAAGAUAUUGAUCAGGCGGCCAAGGUGCGGAGGUUCGAGUUUGCGUUGACUGGAAAGAUGGGCAAGCGCACAAAAUUCCAAGACCGCGAUAUCAGUCAGCUGGUCGUGUUGGCUAAGAGCGCUGAUGAGACACCACAAUCUUCGGAGCCUUCUGGGCCCAAGAAUCUGAACUUGGACGACGACACCCUUCUCGAGGCUAUCUCUUUCUCCGACCAAAAGCCCGAUGAACAAUCCUUGGCAAUUCAGGAUAAGGUUUCCGCAGCUCUGGAUGCUAUUGAUGCCAACAACCAGCCUAUUCUCAACCCCGUUGACUCUGCUCUCCUACUGGCACUAGCAUCUGCCAUUACUAACACCUCACCUGAGAACGGCCUCACCCGAGAGGAAACAAACCCCUACGCCACUCGAGUGCUCGAUGGCGGCAGCUCCAACUGGCAGAUCUAUACCCAAGCACUUCUGGUCCGCAGUCGGGUAGAGGGCUACCGUUCCCGUACCGUUGAGAGAGCUGUGCUUCAGAUGCAGGCUUUGGUGGAUCAAGUCAUUGCGGACACCGCAACUAGCGAUGACGCAGCUCAGACUGAAUCUGGCGACCCUACAACUUUCCUGCCGCGCCCUGAGCAGUCUGAGUCUGCCCCGGCCGCUGACCGACUUGAGCACAUCUGGAUCCUAAACUUCUCAACACGCUGGAGCCUCGAGGCCGAGCUUGCCAAGCGCUGGGUUGAUCUCGGUGGUCUGCGCACCGCACUCGAGAUCUACGAGAGACUACACAUGUGGGCUGAGGCCGCGCUCUGCUACGCCGCCACCGAGCGCGAAGGCAAGGCGAAGAACCUCAUCCGCCGCCAGCUUUACCAGGCCACCGGCCCAGAUGAAAAUGAUGAAAACGAGCAAUUUGAAGGACCAGAGCGGUCACCACUACCAGCAGAUGCUCCCCGUCUGCUCUGCAUCAUGGGAGAUAUCGACAAGGACGAAAAGCUGUACGAGCGCGCCUGGGAGGUCUCCGGAGAGCGAUAUGCCCGCGCCCAGCGGUCCCUGGCCCGCCACUAUCUCACCUCCACACCACCGCAACUGGAAAAGGCCGAAAUAGCCUAUAAGAAGAGUUUGCACAUCAACCGCCUGAACCAGGGCGCAUGGUUCGCUCUCGGCUGUGUGCAGCUCGAGCUCCAGAAAUGGCAAGAAGCAACCGACACCUUCACCCGCACCGUCCAACUCGACGAUACCGACGGCCAAGCCUGGAGUAACCUUGCCGCAGCGAUGUUGCGCAUGCCCGCCCCAGAGCCCGCCCCAGAAGUUAUCGACGAGACCACCGGUGAAGUCUCCGUCGCCGAGGUCGACCCCUACAAGCGUAAGCGCGAGGCCCUAUCGGCGCUCCAGCGCGCAGCGCAACUUAAGGGCACUGACGCCCGCAUUUGGGACAACGUCCUGACAGUCGCGGCGUCCAUCCCGCCCCCAGCAACACCAUUCCGCGAUGUGAUUACCGCGCAGAGGCGCAUUAUCGAACUCGUCGGCACGAAGAAUGGCGAGAAGUGUAUUGAUGUGGCGAUUUUGGGCAUGCUCGUUGAUUUCCUGAGCGUGGCGUUCGAGUACGAGGCGUUGCUUAUUCGCUCUGACGAUCCAUCUGAAGCCCCGAUUGUUCGCACGGGUACUAUUCCUGGCCAGAUCAUCUCACUGGUGGAUCAGAAUGUCGUCCCGCUUAUUACACACUCUUCGGUGCUGUGGCAGAUUGUUGCUCGCGUUGAAGUUUUCCGUGGUCGGCCGUCUAAGGCGUUCGAGGCUCAUGAGAAGGCGUGGCGUGCUACUAUUGCUGCUAACGCUCAGGGUGCUUUCCAGAUGGGCGAUGAGAAGCCGUGGCUUGAGGUUGUGCGGGCUACGGAGAAGCUUGUGAGGGAUGGUUAUGCUAAGUUUGGUCCUAUGGACCGUGAAGAUCAGAAGACUGGGGGUGAUCAAGAGGCUGAGCUUGUUGCGAAGGACUGGCGGUUUAAGGCUCGAAGUGCCGUGAGAGGAAUCAUGGGCAAGGGCAAGGACUUCUGGGAUGGCACAGAGGGCUGGGACCGCUUGAAGCAGUUGCAGUCCGAGGUGACAGGCAAUUAG
Messenger RNA from Penicillium expansum, 6840 nucleotides. RefSeq names its product Glycoside hydrolase, superfamily. NCBI's taxonomy places the organism in Eukaryota, Fungi, Ascomycota, Eurotiomycetes, Eurotiales, Aspergillaceae. The transcript has 8 exons. The record is from RefSeq and is a predicted model, not a curated record. The coding region runs from base 1 to 6840 and encodes 2279 amino acids. Gene Ontology annotation, molecular function: protein binding; hydrolase activity, hydrolyzing O-glycosyl compounds; DNA binding.